CCAAGGCAGAGGUGCAGCGAGGAGCUAUGUCGGCGCCAGCCGGGAUCCCCCCGCGCCCCGCCGCAGCCCCUGGAGGGGCCAGAGCGCCUGCUGCCGCGCCCAGGGCGCCGCCCUGUCAGAACGGUCCAGUGCAGAAUCAGAUGCAGUUCCCUUUUGGAUAUGGCUUACAUCUUGAAAACUAUAGUGCUUCCUCCGGACACUACCCACAAGUGCCCCAUGAAGCCGUCCCCUCACAGUUGAAUAACCAGUAUGUUGCUGAUUACCACUCUGCUUGCUAUUCUAUACCAGUUCAAAGUGUCAUGACACCUUCUGUGGGUCCCAGCAUGUUGAACACACAGCAGUUAUACAGUGGGGCUCCUCAUCCUGUAGAGUCAGCUGGAGGACUUACCCAAGGAGCAAUAUCAUCUGCAUCCUAUUUACAUACAAGUGUUCCACAGUCGUAUUCUGCAUUGAGUAGUCACUACAGUUCUUCAACUAGCUCUUCAGUGGCAUCUCAGGGAUUUCCCCUUUCUUCUGGUCAUUAUGCCAUGCCUACCAUCUCUAGUGCUGUAUAUCCUAAUCUUUCCUAUCCUUCCAUGUCUGUUGGUAGUCCAUAUGGGCAGGUAUUUACUUCCCAGAGUCUUCCAGCUGUUGGACAGUUCAAAGAGACUAACACCUUUCCUAAUCAAAGUUCAACUGUACCUCGUACGCUGCAACAGCAAGUUCCUUUGGGAUAUAAUUCUACACCAUGGUCCACUUCAGAUUUUCGGUCAGCUCAAGACAACUUCAGCAGGAAUAACACUGGAUCCCUGGCUAAAGCAAGCAACAAAAUAAAUACAGUUGGUGUCUUAGAUUCAUCGCAUCCUGUAAGCCAGAAUGUUCAGUUUACCAAGCCUAGUGUAGAAACAUCUGUAGUUUCUUCUGCUGUGACCUCUUCAAUAAGAACACCUGUGGGAGACCACUUAACUGAACCUGCUUCUGUGCCUUCCAAUACACAGCCAUCGGAAUCACUGCUUCAAGAAGGCAUGCAGUAUGGUGGAUAUAUUAAUAAUCAAGCUAGCUCUGCACCAGCUCCCUUGUCAUCAAGUUCAGAUGAUGAGGAAGAGGAUGAGGAGGAUGAGGAAGCAGCUAUUGACAGCUCCUCCACUACUAGCAGUGCCUCUCCUGUUAUCAACAAUUAUGAUGCUCUUGAAGGAGGUGGAUAUCCAGAAACAAAUUCUGCGGCAAGUAGUCCAGUUCCUACUCCUCAGACAUCAAGGAUGCCUAAGCCCUUUGGUUACGGAUACCCAACUCUUCAACCUGGAUACCAGAAUGCAACACCAUCUACUUCUGCUAUGCAGCCCAGUAAUCCAGGGCACCAUUCUGGGUUUCAGCAAUAUCCUCAGCAGUAUCCUGGUGUGAACCAAUUAUCAUCCACCUUAGGAGGAUUAAGUCUACAGCAUUCUCAGCAGCCAGAAAGUUUGAGACCAGUAAACCUUACACAAGAUAGGAAUAUUCUUCCUGUUUCUCCAGUUCUAGCUCCUGUGCCUAAUUUGAAUUCAGACCUUAGAAAAUUAAAUUGCAGUCCAGAUUCAUUUCGAUGUACGCUGACAAAUAUUCCACAGACUCAGGCUUUGCUAAACAAAGCUAAACUUCCCUUGGGUUUGCUGCUGCAUCCUUUCAGAGACCUAACGCAAUUACCUGUAAUAACAUCAAGCACCAUUGUGAGGUGCAGAUCCUGCAGGACAUAUAUCAACCCAUUUGUUUCCUUCAUUGACCAAAGGAGGUGGAAAUGCAACUUAUGCUAUCGAGUUAAUGAUGUUCCUGAAGAAUUUAUGUAUAACCCAUUGACACGAUCCUAUGGGGAGCCUCAUAAACGGCCAGAGGUCCAAAAUUCUACAGUGGAGUUCAUUGCUUCUUCAGACUACAUGCUUCGUCCUCCUCAGCCUGCAGUGUACUUGUUUGUUUUAGAUGUGUCUCAUAAUGCAGUGGAAGCUGGAUACUUGACAAUUGUAUGUCAGUCUUUGCUGGAAAACCUAGACAAGCUGCCUGGAGAUUCGAGAACAAGAAUAGGAUUCAUAACAUUUGACAGCACUGUUCAUUUCUACAACUUGCAGGAAGGUUUAUCACAGCCUCAAAUGCUGAUUGUUUCAGAUAUUGAUGAUGUUUUCUUACCUACACCUGACAGCUUACUUGUAAAUCUUCAUGAAAGCAAAGAGCUGAUAAAAGAUUUAUUGAGUGCACUACCAAAUAUGUUCAUCAAUACAAGAGAAACACACAGCGCGCUGGGUCCUGCGCUUCAGGCUGCCUUUAAAUUGAUGUCUCCAACAGGUGGCCGCAUAUCUGUAUUUCAGUCACAGUUACCAUCUUUGGGUGCAGGGCUCUUGCAUUCCAGAGAAGAUCCCAAUCAAAGAUCAAGCACAAAGGUUGUACAGCAUCUUGGCCCAGCAACAGAUUUUUACAAAAAGUUGGCACUGGACUGUUCAGGACAGCAAACGGCUGUGGAUUUGUUCCUCUUAAGUUCUCAGUAUUCUGACCUGGCUUCUCUAGCUUGUAUGUCCAAGUAUUCUGCUGGAUGCAUCUAUUAUUAUCCAUCUUUCCAUCACAGCCACAAUCCUGCUCAAGCAGAAAAAUUGCAAAAAGACCUUAAAAGAUAUCUUACAAGAAAGAUUGGAUUUGAGGCGGUCAUGAGAAUAAGAUGUACAAAAGGUCUUUCAAUACAUACUUUCCAUGGGAAUUUUUUUGUGCGAUCUACUGACUUGCUGUCACUUGCCAAUGUCAAUCCUGAUGCUGGAUUUGCAGUACAGAUGUCCAUCGAGGAAAGUCUAACAGAUACAUCUCUGGUGUGUUUUCAGACUGCUCUUUUGUAUACUUCCAGCAAAGGUGAACGGAGAAUUCGAGUGCACACGCUUUGCUUGCCCGUAGUCACUUCACUGGCUGAUGUGUAUGCAGGAGCAGAUGUACAAGCAGCUGUCUGCCUCUUAGCAAACAUGGCUGUAGAUCGCUCAGUUUCAUCAAGUCUUUCAGACGCAAGAGAUGCCUUAGUGAAUGCUGUGGUAGAUUCAUUGUCAGCAUAUAUCUCAACUGCCUCAAACCUGCAGCAAUCCACACUGAUAGCACCAAAUUCCCUCAGACUGUUUCCUUUAUAUGUUUUGGCUCUUCUCAAACAGAAAGCAUUUAGAACUGGCACUAGCACUCGCUUGGAUGAUCGUAUAUAUGCCAUGUGCCAGAUAAAGAGUCAGCCUCUUGUUCAUCUGAUGAAAAUGAUACAUCCCAACUUGUACAGAAUAGACCGAUUGACCAAUGAGGGUGCAAUACAUGUUAACGACAGGGUUGUUCCUCAACCUCCUCUUCAGAAGUUAUCUGCAGAGAAGCUGACAAGAGAGGGAGCUUUUCUUAUGGAUUGUGGAUCAAUAUUUUACAUUUGGAUUGGGAAAAGCUGUGAUAAUAGCUUCAUAAAAGAUGUGCUCGGAUACCCUAACUAUGCAUCUGUACCACAGAAACUGACACAGCUUCCAGAGUUAGAUACUCUUUCUUCAGAGAGAGCCCGAUCUUUUAUAACCUGGCUUAGAGACAGUAGACCUUUAAAUCCAGUUCUUCAAGUAAUAAAAGAUGAGAGUCCCGCCAAAACAGAUUUUUUCCAGCACUUAGUUGAAGACCGGACGGAGGCAGCAUUCUCUUAUUACGAAUUCUUACUUCAUAUUCAACAGCAGAUUUGUAAGUGAAAGUGGAAGAAAGAAGAAGAAAAUUCCCAACUUUGGAUACGAACGUUAGCUGUGAGAGGAGCACAUAGCAACAGGCAUUUGCUCUUCACAAUAUACAGUGCAGAGCACCGUAUCAGAAGCUUUUCAGCUAAAGGAAAAAUGCACACGUCCGGAGGAAUUUUACGGAUUUGCUUCAACCUGAAAAUGAUAGGAGUAAUGAUGCUCGUUCACUAGUACAUUUUAAACUGGUUUAUACACGUUUCCAGUAGUGCAGCAGUAUGGUGCUCUGUUUAUUGCAAGCUGUUGAAUUUAUGUAGCUAUGUGGGAUGAUAUUUCUUAAUGAUACGUAAAAUUAGAUGAAACCCUUUUUCUUACAUUUAUUAUGAUAACCUUUCUGGAGUCAGACUCUUGCAGAGGUGCCAAGGGCAGUGCUAUAUGGUGUUUGUUUAUAUUACUUUUGAAAAGGAAUUAUUCAUAUUCACUAAAAGACUUCAACAUUUUCCCUGUGAGGACUACAGAGUUUCAAUACAGUACAUGAAUUGUAGAAAUAAAAUAUAUAAUGUACAUAAGUGUUACAUUUGUAAAGAAAAUGUAAAAAUGUAACUACACAAUGAAUUGCCCAGCUGUGUUGCAUAUUCAAUAAUAGAUCAUUUUGCCCAGUUAAAAUGAGGUUGACUGGUAGAUAAUACAUAUUAAGAAAUCUGAAUCACAUAGGAGAAACCCAACUUUGUAAUCCUGUUAAUUCUUUUACAUGGAUUUAUUUAUGAUCAGCUUACUAAUUAAAAAUAUUUUGCUUGA
Gopherus flavomarginatus (Mexican gopher tortoise) is the source of this 4460-nucleotide messenger RNA. RefSeq names its product SEC24 homolog B, COPII coat complex component (gene SEC24B). Gene Ontology annotation, cellular component: endoplasmic reticulum exit site; COPII vesicle coat. The transcript is spliced from 24 exons. Gene Ontology annotation, biological process: COPII-coated vesicle cargo loading; endoplasmic reticulum to Golgi vesicle-mediated transport; intracellular protein transport. The record is from RefSeq and is a predicted model, not a curated record. NCBI's taxonomy places the organism in Eukaryota, Metazoa, Chordata, Testudines, Testudinidae. The coding region runs from base 27 to 3683 and encodes 1218 amino acids. Gene Ontology annotation, molecular function: SNARE binding; zinc ion binding.